AUGGCCCUUUUGCACCCCUUUGAUAUUAAUGAGGUUAGAACUGCAGUAUUUUCUAUGUUCUCGGAUAAAGCCCCGGGGCCAGAUGGUAUGAACCCGGGUUUUUAUCAACAUUUUUGGGAUGUGGUGGGAGUGGAUGUAUCUGAAUUUAUUCUUAAUGCCCUCAAUUCGUGGAUCCUCCCAAAUGGUUUGAAUGAUACGAAUAUAAUUCUGAUCCCUAAGAAAAAUGUGCCUGAAACGGUUGGUGAUAUGCGGCCAAUUGCUCUCAGUAAUGUACUGUACAGGAUUAUGGCUAAAAUGAUGACCAAUAGGAUGAAACCGCUUAUGGAAAAUCUAAUAUCAGAUUCCCAGAGUGCUUUCAUUUCAGGGAGGUUGAUCACAGAUAAUAUCCUAGUGGCUUCAGAGGUGGGUCACUUUUUAAAUGGGAAGCAAUGUGGUAAUGUGGGAUGGGGUGCUUUAAAGUUAGAUAUGGCAAAGGCGUAUGAUAGGAUGGAGUGGCCGUUUCUGAAGAAGAUGUUGCAGGUGAUGGGGUUUGAAAAGGGGUGGAUUGAUUUGGUUAUGACAUGUGUGACGACUGUGACAUAUCAGGUUGUGGUAAAUGGUGUGCCUGGAGGAAAAAUAAUCCCAACACGAGGUCUCAGGCAAGGUGACCCUCUCUCACCGUAUUUGUUUAUUAUAUGUGCUGAAGGAUUAUCUUUGUUAUUACAAAAAGCUGAGCUGGCAGGUUCAAUUCAUGGAUGUAGAGUGGCUAGAGGGGCACCCCCAGUGUCACAUCUUUUCUUUGCAGAUGACAGCUUGUUGUUUUUCAAGGCAAAUUUACAGGAGGCAAGUGUAAUAAAACAAUGUCUAUUGAGGUAUGAGAAUUUAUCUGGCCAGAUGGUAAAUUAUCAUAAAUCAAAUAUUUGCUUCAGCAGAAAUACCUCAAGGGAGGAUAGGGAUCUCGUGGCUAUUUGUUUAGGAGUGGAUCAGGCACCAAACUUUGGUAAAUAUUUAGGCCUUCCGUCAUUCAUUGGGAGAAAUAAGAGAGCAGUCUUUUCUUAUGUGGAGGAUAAAAUCAGACAGAGGAUUGGAUCAUGGAACAAGAAGCUGUUGUCACAAGCAGGAAAAGAGGUACUUUUGAAAAGUGUGGCCCAAUCUAUGCCUACCUUUUCAAUGAGUAUUUUCUUACUGCCUGAUACAGUCUGUUUAUCUAUUGAGAGGUUGAUGAAUAGGUACUGGUGGGGAAAAGAGGUGGACAGAGGGAUUCACUGGAAGGCCUGGGAUAAACUAUGUGUUCCAAAGAAAUAUGGAGGUUUGGGAUUUAAAGAUCUCCGUUCUUUCAACCUGGCUAUGUUAGGGAAGCAGGCAUGGAGGUUUCUUACAAAUCCAACCUCCCUUGCGGCGAGAAUAUAUAAAGCCCGUUAUUACCCGACGACUUCUUUUAUCGAUGCCAAGAUAGGGAAAUGUCCCAGUUAUUGUUGGCGGAGUAUAAUGGCUGCCCAUGGAAUAGUUUGCGCUGGGGUAAGGAGAAGGAUUGGAAAUGGGGAAAAAACUCUAAUCUGGGGACAUCCCUGGUUACCUGAUGAUCCAAGUCCUUUAAUACAGACAGAAAUGCCUGAAGAACUGCGUGAGGCAAGGGUUGUAGGUUUGAUUGACCAUCAGACGAAAACAUGGGAUCCUCAUAUUUUAAGUGAUUUAUUUGAACCUGACGAUGUGGCCCGGAUAUAUAGGAUCCCUAUAAGCCCGGAGUAUGAAGACUCGUGGUAUUGGUAUAAGGACCCAAGGGGUGAAUAUUCUGUUAAAAAUGCAUACAGACAGAUUGUUGGAAAUUAUGAAAAUAAUUCCGGUACCUUUGAUAAGUGGAUCACAUUGUGGAAGUUGAAAAUCCCACCCAAGUGGAAAACCUUUUUGUGGAGAGCCUUAUGUGAUAUCCUCCCAACCACAAACAACCUGAUUAUAAAGAGAGUGGAAGUUGUUCCUGCAUGUCCAAUGUGUGAUACAUCUCAUGAGAAUGUUAUGCAUGCACUAACUUCUUGUGAUUAUUCUAGAAUUGUUUGGAAUAUUUCGGGUUUACCUAUUACAAAUAUUAUUGCUGCUACUUUUCCAGAAUGGAUAAUGGGUGCCAUGACCAACUUAACGGAGGAGCAAUUUGCCACAUUGGUAGGAGUUCUUUAUCAUUUAUGGAAUGCCCGAAACGAAGCUGUGUGGAAGAGAGCUUUACCGCCACCUUCCGCUACAUGGAGACGUGCGGCCGCGGCAACAACGGCGUAUACCCAGGCACACUGCCCGGGCAGUGUUCCAUCGGCGCAGCAGCCUCCACUGGUGCUUCACGGACGGCCGCGGUGUUUCUUCGACGGUGGAUAUCGGCCGCAGACGGGAGACGCGGUAUAUGGCGUAGUAUUACUUCAUCUGGAUGGUUCAUUCAAGGCCGCAACGAAUGGCAAACUCAUGACUUGUUUGUCACCCCUUAUGGCGGAGGCCCUGGCAUGCAGAGAAGCGUUAUCUUGGCUUAAGGAGCGGAACGAACUUGAUGUGGAUAUGCUGACUGAUUGCACACAACUACGACAUCACUUACUAUCUAGUCCUACGACCAUCCUAUCUUAUGAAGGAGUGGUGGAGGAUCAAUUUCGGGCAAUUAUGGCCCAAUUUACGUAUUGCUCUAUUAAUAUUGUCUCUAGACUAGUUAAUGUUAGUGCUCAUACUUUAGCUACACUAGCUUUUGAUCAGGAACAUUCUAUGUAUUGGGACUAUGUCCCUCCUGACUGCUUGAUUCCUUUCAUUAAUUAA
Messenger RNA from Ipomoea nil (Japanese morning glory), 2763 nucleotides. RefSeq lists its product as uncharacterized. Lineage: Eukaryota; Viridiplantae; Streptophyta; Magnoliopsida; Solanales; Convolvulaceae. Bases 1 to 2763 code for a protein of 920 amino acids. The transcript has a single exon. Gene Ontology annotation, molecular function: nucleic acid binding; RNA-DNA hybrid ribonuclease activity. The record is from RefSeq and is a predicted model, not a curated record.